UCCUUUGUCCUUCUGUUUCUCCUUCUCCUCUUCGCCCUCUUUUUCUGUCCCCUCCAGCGUCUCUGGCUCUCCGUCUCCCAAGGAACUAACUGCGCGUGUAACCGCCGCCGCCUCCAGCCUCGCGCGUCCUACCCGUCAUGAAAAUCAUCAUCGGCAUUGGCGGAGUUACCAAUGGGGGGAAGACCACCCUGACCAACAGACUUAUGCAAACACUGCCCAACUGCAGUGUGGUGCAUCAAGAUGACUUCUUUAAGCCCCAGGAUGAGAUAGAGGUUGAAGAUGGAUUUAAACAGUAUGAUGUUAUUAGUGCUUUGGAUAUGGAUGCUAUGAUGAGUACCAUCAAUGCUUGGAGGAAGAACCCAAUCAAAUUUGAACGAUCACAUGGCAUUAAUACACUAGAUUCCAGAACUGUAGAGGAUUCAGAGGAGAAUGAUACCACCAUCCAUAUCCUUAUCAUAGAAGGAUUCUUACUUUAUACUUACAGGCCUUUGAUUGAUGUAUUUGACUACCGGUACUUUCUUUCUAUUCCCUAUGAAGAAUGCAAGUGGAGGAGAAGUUCAAGGAACUACACUGUGCCAGAUCCACCUGGAUUGUUCGAUGGUCACGUCUGGCCCAUGUAUGUCAAACAUAAGAAGCUAAUGGAAGAUCUUGAUGUUGAUGUAGUUCAGUUGAAUGGAACAAAAUCGAGGGAGGAGCUCUUUAAUGAAGUCUAUGGACAUAUCCAGAACAGCUUGGAAGAACUGGUCAAGAUGCUGAGCUAGACAACCAGCUGGUGGAUUCUUGAAAAGACACCUGUUCAGUAACUUAUUUUUUACACACGCCUGGCUUGGCCAUAAAGUUCCAACUUCUGUGAAGACUUUUUUUCCUUUCCUGUGAAGCAUUUUGUUAACUUAAGUCUCUAAAAUGUGGCCUUGAUUAAAAAAAAUAUUCACCACCAUAA
Messenger RNA from Hemicordylus capensis (graceful crag lizard), 940 nucleotides. RefSeq names its product nicotinamide riboside kinase 2-like. NCBI's taxonomy places the organism in Eukaryota, Metazoa, Chordata, Lepidosauria, Squamata, Cordylidae. Gene Ontology annotation, cellular component: cytoplasm. The record is from RefSeq and is a predicted model, not a curated record. The transcript is spliced from 8 exons. The coding region runs from base 138 to 761 and encodes 207 amino acids.